Truncatella angustata is the source of this 969-nucleotide messenger RNA. RefSeq names its product fructosamine kinase. The record is from RefSeq and is a predicted model, not a curated record. The coding region runs from base 1 to 969 and encodes 322 amino acids. The transcript is spliced from 3 exons. Lineage: Eukaryota; Fungi; Ascomycota; Sordariomycetes; Amphisphaeriales; Sporocadaceae.
AUGGCGCCUACUGUAGACCCUGCUAUUCUCGAGGCCCUGCAGCUCGACCCAGCCGCCAGUAAGAUUUCCUCCCACGGAGGCUCUGGCUUUGCUUCUACCUUCAAAAUUUCGUCAACCGUUGAUGGCAAGGACAUGAACUACUUUGUUAAGACCGGCUCGGGAGCAGACUCUGAGAUUAUGUUCAAAGGCGAGCAUGCAUCGCUCAAUGCCAUUCAUGAUUCAGUGCCAAACUUUUGCCCAAAGUCAUAUGCGCACGGCGCAAUGAAAGAAUCCACCGGGAAAUUCUUCAUGGUUACAGACUUUCUGGAGCUUGGCUCGUUGGCACAGGGCGGUUCCGGGGAUUCCUUAGCCAAGAAAUUGGCCAAGUUGCAUACAACAAAAGCCCCUACACCAGAUGGCUUUGACAAACCUAUGUUCGGAUUUCCAGUCACUACCUGCUGCGGAGCUACACCCCAAGAUAAUUCAUGGAAGGAGUCUUGGGCCGACUUUUACGCCAACAAUCGGCUACGCAGUAUCUUGAAAGCUGGCAUCAAGUCAAACGGAUCCGAUGCGGAGCUUUCGGAUGCUGUAGAGAAGACCGCAGGCCAGGUUGUGCCGAGAUUACUAGGAGACGAUUGUCUGAAAGGCAUAAUACCUGUCGUAAUCCAUGGCGACCUAUGGAGCGGCAACCAUGGACAUGGCAGGAUCGCGGGUAGAGGCGGUUCUGAAGACGUAGUCUACGAUCCUUCCUCUGUUUACGGCCAUUCGGAAUACGAGCUCGGCAUUAUGAGGAUGUUUGGCGGUUUUGGCGGUGCUUUCUGGCAGGAAUAUGAGAGCUUAGUACCAAAGGCUGAACCUAAAGCUGAAUAUGAAGACAGAGUCGCACUUUAUGAGCUUUAUCACCACUUAAAUCAUUGGGCAAUGUUUGGCGGCGGAUAUAAAAGUGGUGCCAUGAACAUCAUGAAGAAGCUCAUCUCGAAGUACGGCUAG